UGCCUUCUUUCCUCACAACACUGUCUUCUCCUCUUUUCUCUGUUAAAACAAAUUUCCUCAUUCAAUCUCUCUUAUUAAAAUCCCUAAUCUUCACAACACACCAACACAAAGAAACCCUUAUUGAAUCGAUUCGAAUCGAAUUGAAUUGAAUUGAAUUCGAAUCCCAAUAACAACAGAAACAAAAAUGGCUCUGAGAAUUAACCCACUCUCCACCCAAACAUCCUCCUUAGGCCUUCCACACAUGGCAAGCUUCAGAUCUCCCAAGUUCUUCAUGGCAUCCACCCUCAGUUCCGGUUCCAAAGAGGUUGAAAAUCUUAAGAAGCCUUGCACACCUCCCAGAGAAGUGCAUGUUCAAGUAACCCACUCUAUGCCACCCCAGAAGAUUGAAAUUUUCAAAUCUUUGGAGGAUUGGGCUGAGGAGAACAUCUUGGUUCACCUUAAACCUGUAGAAAAAUGUUGGCAACCACAGGAUUUUCUACCAGAUCCUUCCUCAGAUGGAUUUGAAGAGCAAGUGAAGGAACUGAGAGAGAGGGCGAAGGAGAUUCCAGAUGAUUACUUUGUUGUCCUGGUUGGAGACAUGAUCACAGAAGAGGCUCUUCCUACAUACCAGACAAUGCUUAAUACUUUGGAUGGAGUUCGUGAUGAAACAGGUGCCAGCCUUACUUCAUGGGCAGUUUGGACUAGGGCAUGGACUGCUGAAGAAAAUAGACAUGGUGAUCUUCUUAACAAGUAUCUUUACUUGUCUGGGCGUGUUGAUAUGAAACAAAUUGAGAAAACAAUUCAGUAUUUGAUCGGGUCUGGAAUGGAUCCUCGGACUGAGAACAGCCCCUACCUUGGAUUCAUUUACACUUCAUUCCAAGAAAGGGCUACCUUUAUAUCCCAUGGAAACACGGCCAGACUUGCUAAGGAGCAUGGUGAUAUAAAGUUGGCUCAGAUCUGUGGUAUGAUUGCCUCUGAUGAGAAACGCCAUGAGACUGCCUACACAAAGAUAGUGGAAAAGCUGUUUGAAGUUGAUCCUGAUGGAACAAUAAUGGCGUUUGCUGACAUGAUGAGGAAGAAAAUUGCUAUGCCAGCACACCUGAUGUAUGAUGGCCGAGACGACAACCUGUUUGAGAACUAUUCUUCCGUUGCCCAGCGCAUUGGAGUUUACACUGCCAAGGACUAUGCUGAUAUACUUGAGUUUCUGGUUGGGAGGUGGAAGGUGGAGAAUCUAACUGGACUCUCAGGUGAGGGACGAAAGGCUCAGGAUUAUGUUUCUGGGCUGCCAUCAAGAAUCAGAAGGCUGGAGGAGAGAGCUCAAGGAAGAGUCAAGGAAUCAUCAAGACUUCAAUUCAGUUGGAUUCAUGACAGGGAAGUACUACUCUGAACACACCAAGGAGCAUCAUCAAUCCUCCAGAAACCCUUUUCUCGGAUAUAUGCUGAAUUGUUGAAAAUUCAGUUUGUCAUUUGGAUUUUUUUUUAUUUUUUUUUAAUCCCAUGUUAUAUGUCACUGUAAGGUGAAACUGUUGUUCGUACGUGUUUCACUAGUUAAGAUUAAGCACAUAGGGCAGCUGUGUAUUAGAAAUGCUUUUUUUUGUGUUUCCCUUUUCUUUGUGUUAGUGAUCUCUGUCUUAAGUAUAAACAAACGUUUUUCUCUGCCAAUUUUGAUGAUAAAGAAAAUUUAGUUCUUCGGUGGUUUGUUCUAGUGUGGAAAAAGUCGAAGGCAGUG
Messenger RNA from Gastrolobium bilobum, 1708 nucleotides. RefSeq names its product stearoyl-[acyl-carrier-protein] 9-desaturase, chloroplastic. Gene Ontology annotation, molecular function: stearoyl-[ACP] desaturase activity; stearoyl-CoA 9-desaturase activity. The transcript is spliced from 3 exons. Gene Ontology annotation, biological process: defense response; fatty acid biosynthetic process. Lineage: Eukaryota; Viridiplantae; Streptophyta; Magnoliopsida; Fabales; Fabaceae. The coding region runs from base 185 to 1366 and encodes 393 amino acids. Gene Ontology annotation, cellular component: chloroplast stroma. The record is from RefSeq and is a predicted model, not a curated record.